Molecule: messenger RNA, 2259 nt
Organism: Podospora anserina S mat+
Lineage: Eukaryota; Fungi; Ascomycota; Sordariomycetes; Sordariales; Podosporaceae
Exons: 1
Coding region: 1-2259 (752 amino acids)
Biological process (GO): protein phosphorylation
Molecular function (GO): protein kinase activity; ATP binding
Source: RefSeq, a predicted model, not a curated record
AUGCCGCCAGCAGUCAGCAAAGAAGCCGGUCAGCCCGGGUACCUCAUCGACCGUAGAUAUAGGGACCGCGACCCCGAUUAUAUGAGAAAGCUCCACCUCUAUCGUCAGCGCAAUGCAACCUCCCUCGUCUACUACCGCCUUGGAAAACAAAGGCUGUGGGAAGAGGAGUGCGAUCAACCUGAGCUAUGGAGAAACUACGACCUUCCCCUGCCGGGCAAGGCUCCCGGCCACGAAAAUGACAAGCAGAAAAACUCAAUGAUAAACAUUCAGAGUCUUCCCAAGUUUGACCUGGGAGACAAAGGUGUGUCCAAUUUACCCGAGGAGAUCCAGAAGGAACUCGAAAACAUUCCCUUGUACAUCGUCUCGCCGCAGGCGCAAAUUGGCUUCAGAAAGUUCCUUGGGUUUGGUGGGAACGGGCUCGCUGCCAUGUACACGAUCCAGGACUUGAAGGGCCGGACCAGAGACGUGGUCUUCAAGUACGCGUUGAAUGCUAUAUCGGGCAAUGAGCUGGAAAAUGAGAAGCAGAUGCACCGAUAUCUGGCACGGGCACGACAUAUCACACAAAGGGUUUACUUGCGCCCUCCGGAAAGAAAGAAAAACACGGCACCAUUACCAGGUGUUGAUCCGCGGGUCGUGGCUGGAGGACUUGUGUCAAAGGCCGGAGGAGGACUCGUAUCAAAGGCUGGAGGACUCGUGUCGAAAGCUGGACCAUCGAGAAGGACCAUCACACCGACACCUGCCCCACCACCGGCGCCGCCCCCGGACGAUGAUCCGGAUGGCAGCACCGAUACAGACGAUGGCACGGGGGCUAAAGGCUAUCCUGUACAGGCCUUUCAUCACUGGAACUAUCCUCAGGACAGGACGGUCGAGAGGAGCAACAUUGGGAAAGUGGACGACAAUGGUCCGACUCUCAUCCUGGAAAUGAUGCGGAGGGGCGGUCUCGAAAGCUGGAUUGGCCGGAUGAGCCUGCUCGGACAAGCGUUACCAGAAAAGGUACUAUGGCUGAUAUUCGACUGCUUGUUGAAGGCCGCUCUCGCUCUGGCCUACCCCCCACGGUUCCAAGAGGAGCUAUAUAAUAGCACUCAUCGCCACCUGGGAAAGUAUCCCAUCAACGAAAUCCUCCCCCCCAGCGAGUACGAAAUGAGCCCAGACUUGGUUCAUUUCGACCUCGAUGCGACAAAUCUGUGUGUUGGCGACUUUGCGGACAAUGACUCGGAUAUCACUCACACGAUGGUGCCCAUCAUAAAGCUCGCAGACUUUGGAAUGACAACUUUCAUGAGGAAUGCAAUGCGGAACGAUCCCAAGCUGAUGCACAUAUCCCGGCCAAGAGGUAAAUAUUGGUUGGGAUGGCUGUUACCAGAGCAGUUUACCGAGGAGUGGGACUACAUCACGGGAUUCCUACCCGCUGAAGAAACAGACCCGGAAAAGAAGUCUAGUAUUGCCGGCAAAUACUCGUACAAAACCAACCUCUAUCAUGUUGGUCUGGUUAUGUGGGGGCUGAUAACACUUCGCAAACUGCCCUUUUCUCCAGUACCAUAUGAGUGCUUUGAGAAGGAGGUCACCGAUCCGGAUACUGGCAACCCUGUUUUGGACCCCAAAACCGGUCAACCCAAAAUGAGGAAGCUCUGGGGCUAUGGUGGUUAUCUCCAAGGCAAAAUAUGGGACGGGAUCUAUGACCGUGUGCUGCUCGACCUCGUUGUCGCCUGCAUGCUAGAAGAGCCUGAACAACGACCAGCAUUUCACGAGUUAAAACAAGCGAUUGAUCGUGAGGUGAAGUCGGAAUGGGAAUGGCAGAGGAACGCCGAUGUGCGUAAGUGGUGCGAGCAGUUCUUUAACGAGCCAGCUGGCGAAGCGCCCGUUGUCCCCAUUGUCCCGGUUGCAAACCCGGCACCGGUUCCAGUACCUCCAGAACCUGAACCAGCAGCCGAGUCGGCUCAGCAACCGCAACAGCCUCCUCCUCCACCACCACCACCACCACCAACACCUACUGCUCCUCCUGCUCCUCCUGCUCCUCCGCCACCUCCGCCACUUCCGCUUGCUCCCGACCUGACAACCCCCCAAGCACCCCAACAACCCCAACAACCCUUUGCCAGCACACCCACCCGCCGCCCCGGGCGCCAAACAACCAGACUCGUCCGCCGCCACAACCCCAUAGACCCAACCCAACCACGAGCCAAACUCCUCCGCCGCAAACCCGAAACCCAAGGCGAAUCCUCCCGCACCCCGCAAGCCCACAUCCCCGCGGUCCCCAUCCCUUAA